Molecule: messenger RNA, 2159 nt
Organism: Ictalurus punctatus (channel catfish)
Lineage: Eukaryota; Metazoa; Chordata; Actinopteri; Siluriformes; Ictaluridae
Product: heat shock factor protein 5-like
Exons: 6
Coding region: 125-1186 (353 amino acids)
Biological process (GO): regulation of DNA-templated transcription
Molecular function (GO): sequence-specific DNA binding; DNA-binding transcription factor activity
Source: RefSeq, a predicted model, not a curated record
UUGUCCAGAAAAGCUGAAAGACUCACGCAGCCCAGCCAGGAGCCGCCAGAUUGUCGUAGAAAUUAGACAACACUCGCAGACCUCUGAAGUCCUCUGAAGCUAGCUACAAAUCUUUUUAGCUGGCAUGGAAAUCGAUGAAGCAACUUUUGUCACCUUGAUCAACCCCAACCAGUUCCCUGCCAAGUUGUGGCGUUUGGUGAACGAUCCACAGAUUCGCUCAAUCUGGUGGGACGCCAGUGGGGAAGGAAUACUUGUCCAUCAGCAAGCCUUCGAAGCUGAAGUGCUAUUGUCCCAACCCAGGCAUUUGUCUGAGUACUUCAGAACGACAGAUUUCGUCAGUUUCAUUCGCCAGCUGAACCUCUACGGUUUCAGAAAAGAACGGAUAGACCGUGACGUCUCAGACAAGCAACCCGACAUCUCAUCCAUUAAGGCCCAGCUGCACCACUUUCACAACCCGUUCUUCAAACGGGAUAAGCCUGAGCUUCUAGUCAAACUAAAGCGACUCACGCCUCUCAACAAGGCCAAGCUCACCGGGAGAGAGGUGACCAGCAGGAAAUCAAAACAUUUCCAUCAUAUGAUGCUGAAUUCGCCACAGGAAACCUCUGGCUUAAUGAAAACAGGUUCAGUCUUGCUUGGACAUCAGGGAACCCCUUACCACCUUCCCUGUAAUGGCCCUCAGCAGGAGAAGGACUGCGACAGAACGUCCAAAUCCUCCCAAGCAUUUGUAGUGGGCCAUGGUGAUCCUUCUCCAGUUACAUUAAACACUAACGACGCUGUGCCUGUCCCUGUGUCUCACCACUUCCCAGUGGACUCGUCGAGUGCACAUCCCUCCAGCGUCAUGCACAUGCAGCAGGGCGUCAAACCUCAUCACUCACAGCACGGGUUUCACACACCAGUGUAUCAGCGCUGUAGCCCAGACGUCUUGGAUUCAAAAGUGCCAUGCUUUCAACAACCAGCUGCUUCCUACUCUCCUUGUGGCUAUUACCCUGACCACUCAGUGAGAUACGCUCAUCCGAUUGAUCAGGAUCCAUACUGGAAAGCAGGUGAUGUUCCAGAGUCCAGGACGAGUGACAUGAAAGACAAAGAGAAAGUGGACCUGGACACUAUAUUCAAACUGGCGGAUGAAAUACAGGCUGAAGUUGAAGUUGCCGCAGGGACCAGUUACCUGAUAAGACAGCUUGACUAGGGAGCACAUUUUAUUUCGAGUGUAAUGACUGGAAAUGUUGCCUUUAAUCCUUUUCCUGACAAUGAUUCACAUGACAGCAACAUGAGUUGAUUAUUAUCACUUUCCAGGUAUAUUCCUUUGAUACGAUAUAACAGAAAAUAGGUAGCAAAUGAUCCUUAAUGAUCAGUAAAUUUCAGAGGUCUAAACUCCCUGAAAGAUUACGAGGUAUUUUUGAUGAACGUUUUGAACUUCUCUAGAGCGGUGUAGCUUGCUGUGAUUUGCUGUUCUGUACAACACAUACACAAAAAAGUAUGACAUGUUUGAAAUUUGUGUGUAGUAUGGCUGUCUGAGGCGUUUAUUAUUCCGUGGUUACGGAGACACAUUUAAGCCAGAUCUAUUGUAAAUCCUAUAGUCCGAACAAUUCUGGAUCCUUUGGAAUAUCGUGCAUUCUUGCAUUGGCACCAGGACACGCUUCCGCUGUGUUUUGGUUCUGAAUGAGAGGAUGUAUAAAUCUAGUGUUUAUAAGAGUAUCUUAAAACUAUGUGAGGCAUGAGGAUGUUUAACAUUCCAUAUUUCUCCUACUGUAUUUGAGUGUCUUUGGGGAUUUUUAAUAUUUUUUUUCUCCAACCCCCCGGUGUUUUUGUUUACUGAAGUAAGAUGCAAAGGUUACAUUUAUUUCAAAGCAUUCCAGUAAUUUAUCUUGAUGCCAGCUCUUGGAGCUCUCUGGAGGUAAAGAAGGACCUAUUAUUAGCAGCUUGGCCGCGUUCACGUGCCUUGAUAAUACGGGAUGUCCACAUCUGUGCCCAUAUCAAUUUACCUCAUUUACCUCAGUUUACCUCAUCAAAGCUUUUAUUAUUUUGUUUUUUGCACUCUUUCAGACCCCUCUAUUUAUUGUUGUAUAAAUAAGAGGUUUUUUUGAAUGCAAGGAGGAAGUGAAAUAGACAAAAAUGUUAUAAAUAAAAUGGUUUGUUCAGUUCAGUGGUGUUGUUAUCAU